UUUGCCGCCAACACAGUCCCUUCUGGAAUCUUAGGCGCGUGCCGCCGGCAGAAGCCAUUUCUGGUGUCGUGAGAAUCUGAACGCUCUAUUAACUUUGGCGCAGUUUGAGCUCUCCUCCGCUGCAAUGGCGGAGCCGUUUGACUACUCGAACACCCAGCGCAUAGUCCUCCUCAUAGAUCUUCACCCGCUGCAGACUUUCCAGAACCCUAUCUGUUACCUAACUUCCGUCUCCGCAGCCGCCAAGCGCCUCCUAACCUUCGCUCCCCUUUCUCAAUCCCUCUUCUCCUUCAAAUUCUUCUUCUCCUCUCUCUCCCCUCUCCUCUCCGCCUCCGCAGUCGGUCGUCUCAUCGGUAACGCAUCCGCCUCUCCUCUCUCUUUCACCCACCCUUCCCAAACCCUAGCUUCCCUUACCGAUGUGCUCACGUCUAUGUCCAUUCCGGUGGAAUUUGAGGUAGAUCCGCCUCGCGCUUCUUGUGUCGCGAGCUCUCUGCACCAGAUCAUCCGCGAUUAUGCUUUGGAAUCUGAAAUCGACAAUCUCCCAGGUAUGGCUAGUGUCGACUUCCCGAAAAUUUCUUCGAAUUUGGUGCUUUUGUUUUCGCCUAUGCCUAAGUCGAUGGGUUGCUUAUCUGAGUAUAUGAAUCUGGGUGGGAAUUCCGAAAAUUUAAGGGAUUUUGAUGGAUUUAUGGUCAAAUUUCGCGAGUUGUUUUGUACUCUAAGCAAUGCGUUUGCUAAUAGAGAUAUUCAGUUUAGUUGGAUUGAUGUGAGAGAUGGCCCCGUGGAGUGUGUGGAUAAUGUGAAAGUUGAUGAAUUUGGAGGAUUAAUGCUUUUAGAGAAAGGAAUUAAGAGCUAUGGAUGGGGUUUUAGUUCAACGGACUCAAUUGUUUUAGGUUCUGCUCUGAUUCCGUUCGGGUUGAUAUAUCCUAAAAUAGGGGUUUCUUUAGAGUUUUUGAAUUGUACUGAUGAUGCUCUUAAAGGUCGUUUUGGACAUCUAAAUCUUGAGAUCCUUGAUGUGAAGGGAAAGCCUUUGGAAUGGAAGUGUUGUGAUCUUGAAUUUCUGAAUCUGAAUAUACUGCCUAGGCUCAGAACUGAUAAUAUUCUGAGUACUUUAGGACUUAUUGAUUCACAAAGUGAGGUCUGCAAUGGAGAAUCAGUUUGGUGUAUUGGUGAAGGGGUGAUAAGGAUGCAAAUUAAGGCUAUUCAAAGGUAUGGUGUGGCUGGAAAAGUUGAGGGGUGCAGAACUGGUUCCAUUGUAGUACGAGAGAUUUCUGGAGAUUCUAAGAAAUGCAAAACCAAAGUUGCUGAUGAUUUCUUUGCUUAUAGAGUUCUUGACUUAUUGUCUGGAGAGACGGGCGAGAUUACACAAAGAAACUCCAUGCCUAUCUGGAACAUCCUGCUGAAUUUUCUGUACAAGGAAGGCUGCCAGGCCACAGUGUCCCUCUCAAGUGACAGUGGACAGACAUCUGCGGGCAUUCUCAAGCCUCUGACGGUUCACUUAGCGCUGCUUUCAGUCAUUGAAAAUGAUAAUGUUAAAGAACCUGAUUGGAAUCAAUCAGGGUCUGCAGAUGUAGGGGAGAGGAUUCACGACACACUUGUUGAUGCAAAUGACAGCAAUGUGUUUAGUUCUCAAACUUCGACUUCUACGAAUUGUGAACCACUAGGGAAUGGGAAAAGAAAAAAGAAUAAGAAGUCUUUGGUUCAGAAUCUGUCUUGGAGCUCAUUUUGUGACUUGGCUUUUAAAUGUUCUGAUUUUGAUUUGGUUGAGGUCUGCUUUGCCAGGAAACUUGAAACCCCAAAGACGCUAAAGUUCUUAAAAUGCUGGAUGGAGCAAAUCAAAAAGUCCAGCAGCAGUUGGCUAAGAGCACCUCCUCAUUUAUCCCAGUCACAGCAGGACAUGUUACAGCCUUUAUUCUCUCAAGUAAACAUAAUGCAGGAGGGAGAUGCAUCUUUGUCUUGCUCUGAAACUGCUGAAGUCUUUUUCGGUAAUCUUCCAAAAAAGAUUGAGCAUGGUCUAAGAUCUGGAAUGGAUUUGCAGAGUUUUGCUGAACGUCUAGUAAAGUCAUCUAUACGUGUGUUAUCUCAAAAAUAUGAAACAGAUGAUACCGUAGGUGUUCGUACUGAAAAGAUAAAAGGAGACAAUGUUCAUAAGAACUUAGCUGCAGAACUCAUGGAACUUCUAUUAAGGAAGCCCAAAGAAAUGAAAGAAAAGCUGGCGUCUAACAAUCCUACCUCUGAAGCAUCUGAUUUCAGUACAACCUCAGAAACUAUUGUUAGAGAAUAUGAAUUGCAGGUUUUGCUCCGGAUGGAAAUACUUCGUUCAGAUCUUUCUGCGAGUAUGAAAGACUCCUCAAAGGAGACGCUUGUGAAGCAUAUUUGCUCCCUUCUAGAGAUAAUUCAGUACCUUGUUGAAGGAGGCAUUCAUGGCCAUGUUAGCCUUUAUGAUUAUGUUGAGCGGACCAUCAGGACAAGGUAUUGUCACAUUCUUGAAGAUGCUGUAAAUAAAAUCUACACCCGAAUGGAGCUACUACCGUUUGGUGAUGAAGACCAAAUUCAGGCUCACCUCUUCAACAGUGAGGAUAGUAAUCAAUCUUGGAGGGAGAAACAAGACAGAUAUGAAAUGACUGAAUCCUAUAGCAUUCAACAAUCAAUUUUUACAGCAGAUGACUCCAACCAGCCACUAGAUGCCAAUGAGAGCUCUGAGGGGAUUAGAGAGGAGGAACACGCACGCAAGGUAACUGAAGCUCGUGAAAGGAGAGAGAAAGCUCUGAGAUUCGUAUACCAUUCAAGGAUGCGAGACCUGCAGAGAGUAUGGGCGCCCAGGCAGCUUAAGGCACCAAAAGGAAAAUCUGAACAGCAGGAGGACUCUAAAAGGAAAGAGAGGCGAAAAGCUCAUUACAGUGUGGUGUGUGAAACCCCAAUGACCGAAAGAAAACGUGUGCGCUCUUGUGAUGGGGAUGAGGUGCACACAGACUCCGGGAACUCUUCACAAUCUGUUUCCAAGGCACUGUUUCAGGAUAGCUAAUGAUGAGCUUCAGAGCUGGCUUGGCUACUGCAUUGAUUUUCAUCAGCUGCCAAUCCAAGAAAACAAGAUCUAAGAUGACAGAUUGAUAGUGCUUUGUUUAGUUCACUAUUUCAGUAGGUAGUAUUUGAGGGAAGGUCUAAGAUGAUAGUGCUAAUGCAUCAUUGUUAGUCCGAAGUGUAAAUCCCAAACAUCACAGACGACCCUUCUUUUUUCUUCUGUAAUUUAUAAUACAGAUAACAUUAAGAAAUGCAAGUUAACCAUAGUAUACCAUCAUUGAAUUCAGAUCCUACAUUUGUACUUAAACCCUUGAGUCCUUGACCAGCUUCGACCUGGAUGUUUGCUUUCUGUUAAUUCCACUUCAUUUUUGCUU
This is a messenger RNA of Ipomoea triloba (trilobed morning glory), 3389 nucleotides long. RefSeq lists its product as uncharacterized. Gene Ontology annotation, cellular component: nucleus. Bases 125 to 3019 code for a protein of 964 amino acids. Gene Ontology annotation, biological process: DNA replication; mitotic DNA replication checkpoint signaling; mitotic G2 DNA damage checkpoint signaling. Gene Ontology annotation, molecular function: chromatin binding. The transcript has 3 exons. NCBI's taxonomy places the organism in Eukaryota, Viridiplantae, Streptophyta, Magnoliopsida, Solanales, Convolvulaceae. The record is from RefSeq and is a predicted model, not a curated record.